This is a messenger RNA of Amaranthus tricolor (Joseph's coat), 531 nucleotides long. RefSeq lists its product as uncharacterized. The record is from RefSeq and is a predicted model, not a curated record. Lineage: Eukaryota; Viridiplantae; Streptophyta; Magnoliopsida; Caryophyllales; Amaranthaceae. The transcript has a single exon. The coding region runs from base 1 to 531 and encodes 176 amino acids.
AUGAACACACCUACAUACUCUAUUACAAAAGUCUACAAUGACAUCAGGGGAGGAGGUAAUAGAGUCGGAUGGCACCACUUUGUUUGGAGUAAAUUAACCAUACACAGAAGUAGAUUCAUAGCUUGGUUAGCCUUCAACAACCGUCUGAAAACAAAACAUCGACUAAAGCUUACUGAAAUUGUUGAGUCUGACACAUGCUCGAUCUGCUAUUUAGAGAGUGAAACACUGAACCAUAUCUUCUUCCAAUGCCGCUUUAGCCAGGAAUGUGUAGCUUAUCUAAAGGAGCGAUAUGAGACCAACAACACAAUAGAGACUCUGGAGGAUACACUGAAGAGGAACCAAAUGGGGCGCCAAAAAAGAAGACAAUUUGAGGCCAUUCUUUGCAACCUCAUCUAUGCAAUAUGGAGUGCAAGAGACGAAGCCUUGUGGAGCCACAAAGUACCAAUGGUGAAAUUGGUGGUGGACAACGUCAUAGACACUUCGGAGACCAAAUUCAAGUUCUCAGCGUCAUUGAGAUUUGACUCAACGUGA